This is a messenger RNA of Cuculus canorus (common cuckoo), 2638 nucleotides long. RefSeq names its product general transcription factor IIE subunit 1. Lineage: Eukaryota; Metazoa; Chordata; Aves; Cuculiformes; Cuculidae. The coding region runs from base 514 to 1764 and encodes 416 amino acids. The transcript is spliced from 4 exons. Gene Ontology annotation, biological process: transcription open complex formation at RNA polymerase II promoter; transcription initiation at RNA polymerase II promoter. The record is from RefSeq and is a predicted model, not a curated record. Gene Ontology annotation, cellular component: transcription factor TFIIE complex.
CUGGCCCCAUCCUCUUGACACUCACCCUGUACAUAUUUAUAAGCAUUCAUAAGAUCCUCUCUGUCUUCUCUUCUCCAGGCUAAGAUGACACAGGUUUCUCAGCCUUUCAUCGUAAGAGAGAUGCUUCAGUUCCUUGAUCAUUUUGGUGGCUCUCCACUGGACUCUCUGCAGUAGUUCCCUGUCUUUCUUGAACUGCUGUCCUCUGUAAGAAUUAAGAAUUUUGUAGCCUAUUUUCCUAGAUACCUUUUGUGGGUUUUUACACAAGAGAACAUGAAUAUUCCAGGUGUAAUCAUUGUACUUAAAGAGUAGGUAACCUUUGGUAUCUAUUGCUACCUUCCCCAUCCCCAGGUGGAGGUUAAGGUUUUACAUUAAUCCAUUGAUUGAAGACUCUUGCAGAAGUGCAGCACAGCAAAUGACCUGCCUUAUACCUGUCUGUGAGGCUAAGAAAGGUUUGCCAAAGCUCACAUCCCUUCUGUUUGUUGUACAGCACUUCUGACAGUGGUUCAGCUCCUGAUGGAAGAGCAAAACAUUAUCACAGAGGUCCCAGCAGCCCUAAAGCGCCUGGCCAAGUACAUGGUGCGUGGCUUCUAUGGAGUAGAGUUCUCCUUGGCCCUUGAUAUACUGAUCCGCUACUCCUGUGUGAAAGAAGAUGACUUGUUACAGUUGCUCAAGUAUGAACGUAAACAACUGCGUGCCAUACUCAACACGCUCAAGGCAGACAAGUUUGUGAAGAUGCGAAUGAGAGUUGAAACGGGGCCUAAAGGGAAGAGCACAAGGCACAAUUACUAUUACAUCAAUUACAAAGUGCUAGUGGAUGUGGUAAAAUACAAGCUAGACCAUAUACGCCGGAAGAUAGAAGCAGAUGAGCGGGAUUCAACUACCAGGUCUUCUUUUAAAUGUCCAUCUUGCUCCAGCACUUACACGGACCUAGAAGUCAAUCAGCUCUUUGAUAUAUUUACAGAGACUUUGCGCUGCACUUACUGCCACACUGAAGUAGAGGAAGAUGCCUCAGCACUUCCUAAGCGUGAUGCUCGAAUCUUGCUAGCAAAAUUUAAUGAGCAACUUGAACCUAUCUUUGUGCUACUGCGCGAGACCGAAGAUAUUGCUCUGCCAUAUGACUUACUGGAGCCUCUGCCAACAGAAAUACCAGAAUUAUCAGGAAGCUUUGAUCAGGUGGGUGCGAGUGUGCUGGAAUCCUGCAGCCAUCCUGAAAAAUGGGCCAACAGAUGUUCCUCUUUUGGCAAUAUGCACACCCAAAACUUAGUUAUUGAUGUCCAAGACUCUGAGCCCAAGAAGAAAACAAAAGAAAAAGCCGUUAAAGAGCAACCUAUAUGGAUGUCUCAGGGCACCAUGGAAGGAGAAACAACAGCCACCAACAAUAGUGUCGGAGUAAAUGCUACUGAAGAAAGUGUUAAAGAAACUGUCACUGAUAAUGAAAUCAUCAAGACUCUUCUGAUCCAUGAAUCAAAGUCAUUGAUCAAUCAGUCUCCUGUUGUCAUAAGCAAACUACCUGAAUCGGGCAGUGGUACGAGCGAGUCUGAAGAAGAUGCCAAGCACUCAAGAACAGGAAUGAAAGUGGCAGACAACAAUACUGAACAAGAGGAGGAACCAGAAACAGAAGGUCUCAUUUUAAUGGUAGCUGGUCAGCCUUAUUCGUAUGGCGAGGUUAGUGAAAAUCCAGCCCUUGUUUCUCUCAUGACAAAUGAAGAGAAAGAAGCUUAUAUAAAAGUAGGCCAAGAAAUGUUCCAGUCUGUCUUUGAAUAAAUACUACUGUACGAAUAUGCAAACUUGCACAGAAGGGGUACAGGCAACUUUUGAAAUAAAUAAGACAGUUAAUUUAAUAGUUUAACUUAUGUUCUUCAAAGUUUACCAGUAAAGAGUUAAGUUUUGUUUGAACCCUUUGCUAUUAUGCAAGAUGGUAUUGCUGUAGUAGGUAACUAGAGCAAGAACAACCACAAGUUACUGUGGUUUUUCUGUUGUCUUAAUGCUUGGACUCUUUGAAUGCUGUAAUUAGUUUUGAAGCAUAAAUUACUUCAGGAUACAAUGGGAUCUGAUUAAAACAUAUAUUAAAAGGAGAUGUUUGAAUCUGUUAUAAGAAAUCUAUUAUCCCACCUUCCUCCUAGGACCAGCAGAUACUUCCAUAGUGAAAAUGAAAUUCCAUGCCUAUGUGCUCUGUUGUUUUGUUAGGUCAUUUCCUAUGCAACGCUUACAGACAGAUCUUCAUACAACUUCUCUCUAAGGGAAGAGCUAUUACUAAUCUGUUUUAGCUAUAGAAGAAAAGCAGCUCUGGCCUCAACUUGCAUCUUUACAAAGAAUUCAGGUAAUUAUUUUUCUUACUGCUCCACAGAGCUGGCUCUGGAACUGCAAUGGAUACUGCACAGUAAAAUAUAACAUUCAUUUUAGUGCAGAUUGGUAAGAAAGCAAGCAAUGUAUCAAGCAGAAGACUCUGCUUCUUUCAUUCAUGCACUCUCCUGUCCUCUUUUUAAACCAGAGGCCACGAAGAUGAUCAGAGGGCUGGAGCACCUCUGCUAUGAGGACAGGCUGAGGGUUGGGGUUGUUCAGCCUGAAGAAGAUGGAAAAGGCGCUGGGGAGACCCCCUAUAGCAGCCUUUCAGUAUCUGAAAGGGGCCUACGAGAAA